UCCAAUCAGCAUCUCUUACCCUGGUAGCAUUUACUCAAAAAACUUGGCAAACAUCGAGAGACCUAAAGGCUAAAACGAUAUUGCCUUGAGAAUAUCAUGAAUGAAAAUGGGACAAAACUAAGAAACCUAAAACUUUAAGGCCUUUUUUGCAAUUAACCCUUUUCUUAAAGAUCGUCAACAUCCCUGCCGCCACUUCAUACCUAAUUCCUUACUUUGAAAAAUGUCUGCAAAUUUCUCUAAUGGAUCUCUCCAUUUCCCUCCAAUUCCCGCAACACAUAUGAAAUUCACCCAUAUUUCGUCCCUAAAUUUCAACUUCUGUCGUCAAUAUCCUUGUAAGAAACCCACCAGAUACGCAAUUAUCUCUGGUUCAACGAUUCGAUCUAAGAGAAAUUCCAAGUCUGAGGAAAAUGCAGAGGCUCAAGAACUGGUACGGACACUCUUGAAGAACUUUAACUAUGACAAGCCGUUGCUGUCGACACUAAACAAGUACGUCAAGUUAGUGAGGACAGAGCACUGUUUUCUACUGUUCGAGGAGCUUGGCAAGUCUGAUAAGUGGCUUCAAUGUCUUGAGGUGUUUAGAUGGAUGCAAAAACAACGUUGGUACGUAGCAGAUAAUGGGGUCUAUUCUAAACUAAUUUCAGUGAUGGGAAAGAAGGGACAAACUCGAAUGGCAAUGUGGCUCUUUUCAGAGAUGCGAAACAGUGGGUGCAGACCUGAUACAUCUGUAUACAAUGCACUUAUCACUGCCCACCUUCACUCAAAGGACAAGCCCAAGGCUUUAUCUAAGGCUCUUGGAUACUUUGAUAAAAUGAAGGGUACAGAACGGUGCAAACCUAGUAUUGUGACAUACAACAUUCUGCUCAGAGCAUUUGCUCAAGCACGAAAUGUUGCUCAGGUAGAAGCUCUAUUUAAAGACCUGGAGGAAAGUAUUGCCACCCCUGAUAUUUUCACAUUCAACGGUGUUAUGGAUGCUUAUGGUAAGAAUGGGAUGAUAGGUGAAAUGGAAGGGGUACUUGCCCGUAUGAAGAGUAAGCAGAUAAAACCAGAUAUCAUUAGCUAUAAUUUGUUGAUUGAUUCAUAUGGAAGAAAGCAAGAAUUUGAAAAGAUGGAACAAGUGUUUAAGAGCUUGUUGCGGUCAAAAGAGAGACCUACGCUUUCUACAUUUAAUUCAAUGAUAACGAAUUAUGGGAAAGCACGACUUAGAGGGAAAGCAGAUUUGGUUUUUCAGAAGAUAACAGAUAUGGGAUACACGCCAAACUUCAUCACGUAUGAAUGCAUGAUCAUGAUGUAUGGAUGCUGUGAUUGUGUUUCAAGGGCAAGGGAGAUAUAUGAUAAAAUGAUAGAGUCAGAAAAGAUAGUAAAGGUUUCAACUUUAAAUGUCAUGCUCAAUGUCUACUGCUUGAAUGGCUUAACAAUGGAAGCAGAUAGGCUGUUUGAGACUGCUUGUAGUAGUGAGAUGUUCCGUGUAGAUUCUUCAACAUAUAAACUUCUGUAUAAAUCCUACACAAAAGCAAACAUGAAAGAGCUGUUACAGAAACUGAUGAAGCAUAUGGACCGAGAUGGGACACACGAAAAUGAUCUGGAUUGCUCUGUUUGUGAUCUAGUUCAGCAUGGUGCAGGGGGAUUCGCCUUACCAACGGACAGAAACAGCAGGGAUGGUGGACUUGCUGUCCUGGUUAUGAUGCAUUAGAGGAGGUUAAGGGAAAUGAAAGCUGAUUGCAGACCCCAUCUAAUGGAAAAGAAAAGCAAGAUAAAGAGCAGAAACCAUCGAACAGCAAAGAGAUUAGGGAAGCAGAAGGAAGACCGUGCAGCCUGGUAACAGGAUGACUCACUGUGUCUUUUUAUACUUCUCUAUUGUUUAUGUUUGUUUAAAGUACUGGUUUGGCUACUUUUCUAUUAGCUUGUGUUUAUUUUGGUUAUUGGUAUUUAGUAAUUUGGUGCAAAGGAUGUUAAAACCACUUCUGCUUAGAAUUUUGGAUUGGUGCACACCACAUGAACUUUUGGGGUCUGUCCCGUUUGUU
Molecule: messenger RNA, 2021 nt
Organism: Cynara cardunculus var. scolymus (artichoke)
Lineage: Eukaryota; Viridiplantae; Streptophyta; Magnoliopsida; Asterales; Asteraceae
Product: pentatricopeptide repeat-containing protein At4g39620, chloroplastic-like
Exons: 3
Coding region: 221-1690 (489 amino acids)
Molecular function (GO): protein binding; mRNA binding
Source: RefSeq, a predicted model, not a curated record